Quercus robur (English oak) is the source of this 1477-nucleotide messenger RNA. Its product is annotated as nudix hydrolase 13, mitochondrial. Bases 394 to 1107 code for a protein of 237 amino acids. The transcript has 8 exons. The record is from RefSeq and is a predicted model, not a curated record. Gene Ontology annotation, molecular function: pyrophosphatase activity. Gene Ontology annotation, cellular component: cytoplasm; nucleus. Lineage: Eukaryota; Viridiplantae; Streptophyta; Magnoliopsida; Fagales; Fagaceae.
GGAUGCCGUUGCUUUGAGUUCUGGCCCCGCUGAAAUCUCUCCCCUCUCUGUUUCUGUGGAACGCAGGCAGUUCUGUUUCCCUCCUCCUCCUCCUUCUUCUUCUUCUUCUUCUUCUUCUUCUUCUUCUUGAUCUCUCUCAUAACAAAAGAGGUUUUGCACAAAAUAUAGCGUUGAAGUUAAAGAAGACAGAGAAAGAAAUUAACAGAGCUGAGCAUGAAAAGUUUAAUAAUGUUUUAAAAGCUUGUCAGUUCUGGACCCUUUAUUUAUUGCUAGUCCACCAAUCGGAGUCUUUCUAUUGUUACUUACAUGCAUGGUUGAGAAGGAAGCUGCCUCUUCUGUUUCUCUCAACUUCAAAGUUUAACCUCACCUCACGUUUACUUUGUGUAACACAUCAUGGCCUCUGACAUGGCCUCCGAGCCCGCACGAACAGGUCGACUUCGGCAACGUUAUGAAGGCAAUUAUCGACUAGUUUCUGGGUGUAUUCCUUACAGGGUGUCAAAAGAAGAAAAUGAGCACAGUGGUGAGAAGGAAGAUGGUAUAGAAGUUCUCAUGGUUUCAUCUCCAAAUCGUGAUGACCUAGUUUUUCCAAAGGGUGGAUGGGAGGAUGAUGAGACAAAAGAAGAAGCUGCUUGCCGUGAGGCCUUCGAGGAAGCAGGAGUUAAAGGGAAACUUAAAGAAAAACCCCUGGGAGAGUGGGUGUUCAGAAGCAAAAGCAAACAGGACAUUUGCAGCCUGGAAGGAGGCUGCAAAGGAUACAUGUUUGCAUUAGAGGUCACUGAGGAGCAUGACACAUGGCCAGAGAGGGAAAAUCGUGAUAGAAAAUGGCUAAAAAUUAAAGAGGCAUUUAGACUCUGCCGGUAUGAAUGGAUGCGUGAGGCAUUGGAGGAGUUUCUUAGAGUUAUGGCAGAGGACCAGAAAAUCCAGAUGUCAGAAGAGAUAGGGGAAACUCCUUCCGCACCAGUGUCAAAUGUCAUGGCAGACUGUCAAAUUAUUUCAUCAAGCUGCUAUGUAAAUUCCUCUAGUAGCCAACACCAUGUAGGUUGCUACAAUGAAUCAAUAGCGUCCAGCAACUUCUUCAAAUUGGAGAUAGGUCAAACUGCGAAAUGAUAGACUUGUUUUCUCACUCCUUUCUAGAAUGUUUAAAUGUAACCAUCUACAUUUCAUCUUAAUUGACUGUUGAAGUUUUAAAUUUUUGUUCUUAGAAACAAAAUUGUGUAAUCUAUGAUGGUUGAUGUUUCAAAUCUUCCUCUUCUCGAAGAUUUGUACAACAUCACAAUAUUCCUGAUCAAGCUAAGAAAGCUGACUUACAUCCUUAAAGACUAGUUUGUAAUGAUCAUCAACAAGUUAGCUAUCCAUCAAGAAGCCUUAUGUGAGCAACGUACCUAAAAAUUUGGUCAUCUAUUAGUGUAUUUUUGGUAAGGCUCCCUUUUUUACUCUGAAUAAAAGGCCCAAAGGUAUGUGACAUUACUUGUUCCAA